Messenger RNA from Eimeria maxima, 2316 nucleotides. RefSeq lists its product as hypothetical. The record is from RefSeq and is a predicted model, not a curated record. NCBI's taxonomy places the organism in Eukaryota, Apicomplexa, Conoidasida, Eucoccidiorida, Eimeriidae. The coding region runs from base 1 to 2316 and encodes 771 amino acids. The transcript is spliced from 5 exons.
AUGAUCUUAACGGCAGACCCCCUCAUCCCUGAGGAGACACUUGCUGUCUCCUCAGCAGCAGCAGCAGCAGCUGCUGCUGCUAACCGUCAGCAGCAGCCCUCUAGACCUUGUGGCUUCGUUUCAACUUCAACGCCAGCAGCAGCAGUUGCUGCUGCAGCUCCUGCUGCUGCUGCUGCUGUGCAGCAGCAGCAGCAGCAGCUAGCAGCAAAUGGAGGCAGUAUAGAGUCCCUUAGGGAGCAUGCAAUGUCUGUCUCCUUGGGGAUCGCCCGAUCCAUUCGUGCAGAAAUGGCAGCAAGUGACGAGCAGCAGCAGCAGCAGCAGCAGGGUGCAGCAGCAGCAGAGUCUCCUCUUAGUGGGGGCCCCCCAGGGGGGCCCCCACAGACAGGGUUCUUUAGCAGCUGGAAGCAGCAGGACAGUACCCCCUGCGACAGCAGCAGCAGCAGCAGCCACCAUAACCACGAUCCUGCAGCAGCAGCAGCAGCAGCAGCAGGAGGAAGCAGCUGCAGCACAGGUGUUCGUUGGCUCUGUGCUGCGCUGCAGCAAGGAGACACUAGAGCAGCAGCAGCAGCAGCAAUUCUUGCUGAUGAACCAGGAAUGGUAUUGAUGGCGUUGUCCUUGGGUUAUCAAUUGGGGGCCUUUAGGGCCCCCUCUCUUAUAGUUGUAUCUGGGGGCCCCUGUGACGACUGCAGCAGCAGCAGCAGCAGCAGCAGCAGCAGCAGCAGCAGCAGCAGCAACAGCAACAGCAGCAGCAGCAGCAGCAGCAGCAAGACAGCUGAUUUGCUGCAGAUGAGGAGAUGGGUACAGCUAGCCAAGGAGUGGGCCCCUUGUCUUAAGGUAAGGCCUCUGCUGUCUCCUUAUGAUGCAGAAGCAGCGCUGCUGCUGCCCAACAUGCAAGGAGACGCAGCAGCAGCAGCAGCAGCAGCAGCAGCAGCAGCAACAGAUGCAACAGGAACAGAGGCAGCAACAACAGGUCUUACAGCAGCAGCAGCAGCAGGACCUAGUUGCCAUUACUUGCAUGCAUCUGCUGCUAGCGAGAUGGACCAUGCUUCUUCUUCAUCUGCAGCAGCAGCAGCAGCAGCAGAUCCAGCAGCAGCAGCAGCAGGAUGUAAGGGUCUCCUUUAUAUAACAACAUUUGCUCGCCUGCUAGGAGGGGGAGUGUCUCCUUUGCUGCAGCAGCUGCAGCAGCAGCACCCCUCAUUGUCUCUUUUAAUUAUUGACUCAAGGUGCAGCCGUCAGUGUGCCUGGCAGCAGCUGCGGCAGCAGCAGCAGCAGCAGCAGCAGGAGCAGCAGCAGGAACAGGAGCAGCAGCAGCAGCAGCAGCAGCAGCAGCAGGAAGGAGACUCUCGCUGCUGCAGUGCGCUGUAUUCUGCUGCUUCUGUUACUUAUGCAGCAAUAGCAGCAGCAGACAGGUGCUGGGGACACCAGCAAAAGGAGACAACUGCAGCAGCAGCAGCAGCAGCAACAGCAGCAGCAGCAGCAGCAACAGCAGCAAAGAAGAACAAAAGGAGACAGUUAACAGAGACUGUCUCCUCAGAGGAGACACCUAAGACAUAUCUAAAGAAGCUCAUUCUUACAGAUUAUAGUGUAUAUAAUAAUUAUUCUUCUUUGCGGCUGCUGCUGCCGCAUUUGCUGCCAGCAAUCUUUGCUGCUCCUGCUGCAGUAGAUGCACUUGCCUUAUACCAACAACCAGCAGCAGCAGCUGCUGCAGCAGCAGAAGCACCAACAGCAGCAGCAGCAGCAGCAACAACAGCAGCAGCAGGAGCUCUAUGGUUUGCUCGCCGCUGCUGCUUCCCUCUUAUAUUAAGGAGACAGAGGCAGCAAUUGCUGCUGCAGGAGUUGCCGCCGCUGCAGCGGCAGCUGCAUCUGCUGCAGUUGUCUCCUUACCAGCAGCAGCAAUAUUUACGUAUAGAGGCAGCAUGCGCUGAGGGUCUCCUUGCUGCAGCAACUAGUACUACUACUGCAGCAGCAGCAGGAGCAGCAGCAGCAGCAGCAGCAGAUACACUAGGAGCAGCAAAGAAGAAUGUAGAGACAAUUACUGCUGCUGCUGUUGAUGCCAUGAGACUUGCAUGCGUACACCCCACACUAGUAGCCACCUACAGCAGCAGCAGCAGCAGCAGCAGCAGCAGCAGCAGCAGCAGCAGCAGCAGCAGCAGCAAUGAAGAUAAUGGAGACAAAGUUGUGCUAGUAGAAGGGGAGCCUCCCCUUGUAUGUCCUGCCCUUAUUGAGGGUUCAACAAACUGUCUCCAAACAGCAGCAACAGCAGCAGCAGCAGCAUCAUCAGCAGCAGCAGCAGCAGCAGGAGAAAGGAGACAGUAA